Molecule: messenger RNA, 404 nt
Organism: Hibiscus syriacus
Lineage: Eukaryota; Viridiplantae; Streptophyta; Magnoliopsida; Malvales; Malvaceae
Product: gibberellin-regulated protein 11-like
Exons: 3
Coding region: 6-317 (103 amino acids)
Source: RefSeq, a predicted model, not a curated record
AAGUAAUGGCCGUCUCCAAGACUCUUUUACCUCUGCUUCUUAUUUCUCUUUUGCUGUUACUUCACUUUGCUGACUCCUCCGAUCCAAUGGUGAUCAAGAACACUGUACAACAUUCGAUGACUGAUGAGGAAAUAGAUUGUGACGAAGCUUGUGGGGAGAGAUGCAAGUUAUCGUCGAGGCCGAACCUUUGCAAGCGAGCGUGUGGGACGUGCUGCAAUCGGUGCCAUUGUGUCCCUCCGGGAACCUCCGGCAACUAUGAUGUGUGCCCAUGCUACCGCGACAUGACCACCCACGGAGGAAGACACAAAUGCCCUUAAAUAACCCAUAUAAUCUGGUUUAAUUACCACUCAAAGUAAAAUUAUAUUGUAUGAUUUUGAAAGUAACUGAAUAAUAUUAAUUGCAGU